UCAAAGAUGCCAGGGAUUGUUAUAACUGGAGUAAAUAAUGAAGGGGAAGUGAAUGAAAUGAGUGGGACUGGGAACACUUCCCCCUUUAUGGAAACCUUAACACCAAUCAAGUCCCCGAGGAGUUCCUCGAGUCCACAAAGACACCAAAAUGCUGAUCCAAAUCUUCCUGUUGAUGGGGUGGUUGACACUUCCUCCAUUGAGAGGCUUUCUGAAAAUGUGUGUGACAUGCAAAGUUCUGAUCAAUCAUCCUCAACGCGAAGUCUUGGAUCUGCUGGUUAUGAGUCUAAAAUCAAUUCAGAAUUGCACAAUCUGGUUGAAGAAAAGACUUUGGUGGUGGAGGUAGGGAAAAAGGAAGUGCAGAAGAAAACAAAAGGGAAUUCUAGCAGUAAAGCAUCUUCUAGAAUGGGUAGUUUGUCCAAUGAUAAGAAGUUGGAUAAGAUUCGGCCUGCAACUGCAAGUUCAGUUUUUUCAGAAACAUCAUCAAAGUCAAGACCAAAAGGAAAAAGUACUCCUCCAAAACCUCCUGUUGAUAGGAAGAAUGAUAAUCCUUUGAGAAAAGAAAAUUCAGGUAUUACCCGUGUGAAAAAAUCUGUUGGAAGAUCAGUGUCACAAAUUCGAGUUGAGAAUUCCACCGAAUCAGCAUUAUAUAAACCUGAACUUGGACCAGCUUUACUAAAGCAAGCAAGGGACAUGAUUUCAUCAGGAGAUAAUCCGCAGAAAGCUCUUGAAUUAGCUCUUCAAGCAGUGAAAUUGUUUGAAAAGACUGCUAAUGGGAAACCAAGUUUAGACAUAGUUAUGUGCUUCCAUGUUACUGCAGCAAUAUAUUGCACCUUGGGCCAUUUCAAUGAGGCAAUUCCAAUUAUAAAACGCUCAAUUGAGAUUCCUGUUAUUGAGGAAGGCCAACAACAUGCCAUUGCUAAAUUUGCUGGUCACAUGCAACUGGGAGACAUCUAUGCCGUGGUGGGCCAGCUUGAAAAUUCAAUUAAGUGCUACACUGCAGGGUUGGAAAUACAAAGGAAGGUUUUGGGAGAAACAGACCCAAGAGUUGGUGAAACUUGUCGGUAUGCGGCUGAAGCAAACUUUCAAGCAAUGCAAUUUGACGAGGCAGAGAGGCUGUGCCAAAUGGCUCUUGACAUUCAUAGAGCCAAUGGUUCACCCUCAUCUCUUGAAGAGGCAGCUGAUAGGAGGCUAAUGGGGCUUAUAUGUGAAGCAAAUGGAAAUCAUGAAGCAGCAUUGGAGCAUCUUGUUUUGGCAAGCAUUGCAAUGGUGGAAAACGGUGAGGGAGUGGAAGUUGCAUCCGUUGACUGCAGCAUUGGAGACACAUACUUAUCCUUGGCUAGAUAUGAUGAGGCCAUCUUUGCAUAUCAGAGAGCUUUAACAGUUCUCAAGACCCACAAAGGUGAGAAUCAUCCAGCUGUAGGAUUAGUCUUAGUACGUCUUGCUGACUUAUAUAACAGGACUUGGAAGACAAGGGAAUCAAAAUCUUAUUGUGAGAAUGCACUUAGAAUCUAUGAGAAUCCCAUGCCUGGAGUCCCAUCAGAGGAGAUCGCAAGUGGGCUGAUGAAUGUUUCAGCCAUCUAUGAGUCAAUGAAUGAGCUAGAACAGGCACUUAAACUGCUGCACAAGGCACUAGGGAUACAUAAUGAUGCCCCUGGUCAACAAAGCACAAUAGCAGGAAUUGAAGCCCAAAUUGGGGUCAUGUACUACAUGUUGGGGAACUAUACUGAAUCUUACAAUGCUUUUCAGAAUGCUGUGUCAAAGCUUCGUGUAACUGGAGAAAAGAAAUCAGCCUACUUUGGUACUAUUCUUAAUCAAAUGGGACUUGCUUGUGUGCAGCUUCAUGCAUUAAGUGAGGCUACACAGUUAUUUGAAGAAGCGAGGAUUAUUUUGGAACAAGAGAAUGGACCCUAUCACCCUGAAACGCUUGGAGUAUAUAGCAAUCUUGCUGGCACCUAUGAUGCCAUGGGCAGGGUGGAUGAGGCGAUUGAAAUUCUGGAGCACAUUGUGGGUACGAGGGAAGAAAAACUUGGAACAGCAAAUCCUGAUGUUGUUUAUGAGAAGAGAAGGUUGCAUGAGUUGUUGAAGGAAACAGGUAGAGUUCGAAAGAGAAAAACCAAGUCACUUGAGAUCCUUCUUGAUGCCAAUGUUCAUAAAAGCUCUUCUAAUCUGAUCAUCCACUUUGCCUUCACCAAUAAUCUGACUUAG
Molecule: messenger RNA, 2205 nt
Organism: Abrus precatorius (Indian licorice)
Lineage: Eukaryota; Viridiplantae; Streptophyta; Magnoliopsida; Fabales; Fabaceae
Product: protein KINESIN LIGHT CHAIN-RELATED 3-like
Exons: 3
Coding region: 7-2205 (732 amino acids)
Molecular function (GO): protein binding
Source: RefSeq, a predicted model, not a curated record